Gryllus bimaculatus (two-spotted cricket) is the source of this 682-nucleotide messenger RNA. The record is from the annotation of a GenBank genome assembly. Lineage: Eukaryota; Metazoa; Arthropoda; Insecta; Orthoptera; Gryllidae.
AGAUUUCAAUGAAUGUGCGCCUUUGUAUUGCUCUGUUGCAGGUUCAGGUGUCCAUUGCACAUUCGAACUCCGGACUUGUCAUUACCAGCACCAGAUUUACAUAACGUUUUUGAGCCUCUUUGGAGCGGGUCUUCUCAUCGUUACAAUCACCCUACUAUUAAAGAAAGUUAAUAUAUACAACGUAGGAAACUCUAGGUAUGAAGAAAUAAUGCAAGAAAUUAGUACUUAUGUACGAUCAAAGCAAAUUCCGGCGGAACUGCAUCGGAGAAUUGUUCAAUACUAUGAAUUUCGAUUUGAAAUGUGUUACUUUGAUGAGCGUGAAAUACUGAGUGCUCUAUCAACAAAUUUGAGGCAGGAAUGUCUUCUGCAUAGUUGUCGGCGCCUUCUAUUAAAUGUCAGUUUUUUCAAUAACUUACCUGCAUCACUUCUUUUACGUAUCAUGGUCUGCUUACACGCUGAAAUAUAUCUUGUGAACGACGUGAUAAUAAGCGCUGGUACGUUAGAAGAUUCUAUGUAUUUCAUCACAUCUGGAACAGUCGCAGUUUACGGGGCGACUGGAAAAGAGCCACAUUCACCAGUAUGCAUUCUCAUAUUCUCACAUUUGGUGUUUAUUCUCAUGUCAAAUGCUAGGAGAAGUGAAUUAUUUCCGAAAAUGUGUGAACAUUCUCAAGAGAAACGAUAA